Molecule: messenger RNA, 1206 nt
Organism: Aspergillus campestris IBT 28561
Lineage: Eukaryota; Fungi; Ascomycota; Eurotiomycetes; Eurotiales; Aspergillaceae
Gene: cwc2
Product: active spliceosome conformation promoter CWC2
Exons: 2
Coding region: 1-1206 (401 amino acids)
Cellular component (GO): Prp19 complex; U2-type catalytic step 1 spliceosome; U2-type catalytic step 2 spliceosome
Molecular function (GO): metal ion binding; pre-mRNA binding; U6 snRNA binding
Source: RefSeq, a predicted model, not a curated record
AUGGACCAACAGACCGCCACCGACGAAAACGCCCUCACAACAACAACUACCGACCAGCAAUCCCAAGAACCAGAGCAAGAAGGCGACAGCACCGUCGCCGUGAAGAAGACCAAAAAGAUCAUCCGCCGCAAGCGUCGUCCCGCCCGGCCGCAGAUCGACCCAGCGACCGUCAAGUCCGAACCGCCCCCGCAAACCGGCACCAUCUUCAACAUCUGGUACAACAAGUGGUCCGGCGGCGACCGCGAAGACAAGUACCUAUCCAAGCACGCCGCCGAGGGCCGCUGCAACAUCGCCAAAGACAGCGGAUACACGCGGGCCGACAAGGUCACGGGGUCCUACUUCUGUCUGUUCUUCGCGCGCGGCGUCUGCCACAAGGGCCACGAGUGCGAGUAUCUGCAUCGUCUGCCGACGCUGCAUGACCUCUUCAACCCCAACGUUGACUGUUUUGGACGCGACAAGUUCAGUGACUACAGAGAUGACAUGGGCGGUGUGGGGUCGUUUACGCGCCAGAAUCGCACGCUGUACGUGGGUCGUAUCCACGUCUCGGAUGAUAUCGAGGAGGUCGUGUCGCGCCAUUUCCAGGAGUGGGGGCAAAUUGAUCGCAUCCGUGUCUUAACUGCGCGGGGAGUGGCGUUCGUCACUUAUACCAACACAGCCAACGCCGAAUUCGCCAAAGAAGCCAUGGCCCACCAAAGUCUCGACCACAGCGAGAUCCUCAACGUUCGCUGGGCAACCGUCGACCCGAACCCACUCGCGCAAAAGCGCGAAGCCCGCCGUCUAGAAGAGCAAGCCGCCGAGGCCGUGCGAAGGGCCCUCCCAGCCGAUUACGUCGCCGAGCUAGAGGGCAAGGACCCCGAGGCCAAGAAGCGGCGGAAGAUCGAGGGCUCGUUCGGUCUGCAGGGUUACGAGCCGUCAGAUGAGAUCUGGUAUACGCGGACCAAGGCGCUGGAGGGGUCGGAGCAGACCGCGCAGCUUGAGGCUCCUGCUGAGCAGCUUAUGCUUGAGGGUGCUUCGUCAUCUGCUGCUGCUUAUGAUACCCCUGCUCCCGCUGCACAGGGGCAGGUGACUGGUGGUGGAGGAGGGAUCUUCAACAGUUCGACAGUGGCCGCGUUACAAAGCAUGGCCGGGGGCAAUAUCACCACGCAAGCGGCCAAGGCUCCAUCCGGGCCAUUAGUGGGCUACGGGAGUGAUGAUGAUAGUGAUUAG